AUGAGCGUCAGGAGCCUGCUGCUGUUGUGCUUCACUCUCGCCCUCACUGUCACCCAGGCCGUCUCCCCCGGGCGUCACCUGCAGUCCAAGGCCCUUCACCUGGACUGGCCUGAGGACUGUGGGCUCGCCCACUUUAAACCCAACACAGCAGAACGCAUCGUGUCUGGGAAUGAGGCACGGCCUCACUCCUGGCCAUGGCAGGUCUCUCUGCAGGUCCGUCCCAGAGGAAGUAAACACUACAUCCAUGUUUGUGGGGGAACCCUGAUCCACAAGAACUGGGUGCUCACUGCUGCACACUGCUUUCAGAAGGGGAAGGCGGAGGAUGCAGGGAGCUGGCGGAUCGUUCUGGGGAAGCACCAGCUGAGGCGCGCCGAGUCGGCCGAGCGCAUCUUCCCCGUCAAGAGGAUCUACCGGCACGAGAGGUUCCGCUACCCGGCUCACAGCGAGCUGGACUACGACAUUGCCCUGGUCAAGGCCGCCACCGACAUCCAGCCCAGCAACUUCAUCCGCUACGCCUGCAUGCCGCGCAGACAGACCGCACUGAAACCGGGACACUACUGCUGGGUCACGGGCUGGGGGGACACGCGCGGGGGGAAGGAGAACGUGUCUCUGGCUGAAGCACUCAACCAGGCCCGCCUGCCCAUCAUCGACUUCAAGACAUGCCGGCAGAAGAAGUUCUGGGGGGACCGAGUGCGAGACUCCAUGAUCUGCGCUGGGUUCCGUGACACGGAAGGCACACCGGCUGCUUGCCAGGGAGACUCUGGUGGGCCUCUCCUGUGCCAGCUGGGACGUGACCGCUGGGAAGUGCACGGCGUGGUCAGCUUUGGCCCCAUCGGUUGCACGGUGGAGAACAAGCCGAGCGUCUUCACGCGCACCUCCGCCUACAUACCCUGGAUCGAGGCCACCCGGAUCAGGGACUUCUUCCUGCACUGACACCACACCUCUGAGGCGGGGGCCACCGGCCUCCGUCCGUGCA
Megalops cyprinoides (Indo-Pacific tarpon) is the source of this 976-nucleotide messenger RNA. RefSeq lists its product as uncharacterized. Gene Ontology annotation, molecular function: serine-type endopeptidase activity. The coding region runs from base 1 to 933 and encodes 310 amino acids. The record is from RefSeq and is a predicted model, not a curated record. NCBI's taxonomy places the organism in Eukaryota, Metazoa, Chordata, Actinopteri, Elopiformes, Megalopidae. The transcript has 6 exons. Gene Ontology annotation, biological process: proteolysis.